This is a messenger RNA of Sorex fumeus (smoky shrew), 2894 nucleotides long. RefSeq names its product TBC1 domain containing kinase (gene TBCK). The record is from RefSeq and is a predicted model, not a curated record. The transcript is spliced from 26 exons. Bases 61 to 2742 code for a protein of 893 amino acids. Gene Ontology annotation, biological process: protein phosphorylation. Lineage: Eukaryota; Metazoa; Chordata; Mammalia; Eulipotyphla; Soricidae. Gene Ontology annotation, molecular function: ATP binding; protein kinase activity.
UUGUGCCCGCUGCACCCCUAGUCUCAGAGGCAGGUUGUCUUGGCUGGGCUGGUGCUAAGCAUGUUUCCCCUGAAGGAUGCAGAGAUGGGAGCCUUCACCUUCUUUGCCUCGGCUCUACCACAUGAUGUUUGUGGAAGCAAUGGGCUUCCGCUCACACCCAAUUCUAUCAAAAUUUUAGGGCGCUUUCAAAUUCUGAAAACUAUUACCCAUCCCAGACUGUGUCAAUAUGUGGACAUUUCCAGAGGAAAGCAUGAGAGGCUGGUGGUGGUGGCCGAGCACUGCGAACAGAGUCUAGAAGACUUGCUUCGAGAAAGGAAGCCCACAAGCUACUCCAAAGUUUUGUGCAUAGCAUUUGAGGUUCUUCAGGGCCUGCAGUUUAUGAACAAGCAUGGCAUGGUCCACCGAGCACUCUCUCCUCAUAAUAUUCUCUUGGAUCGUAAGGGACAUGUUAAACUGGCAAAAUUUGGACUUUAUCACAUGACAGCUCAUGGUGAUGAUGUUGAUUUCCCCAUUGGGUAUCCAUCAUACUUAGCACCUGAAGUAAUCGCGCAAGGAAUUCUCAAAACCACCGAGCAUGGGUCAAAUGAAAAACCACUGCCUUCCGGUCCCAAAUCAGAUGUGUGGUCUCUUGGAAUCAUUUUAUUUGAGCUGUGUGUGGGGAGAAAAUUAUUUCAAAGUUUGGAUAUUUCUGAAAGACUAAAAUUUUUGCUUACAUUGGAUUGCGUAGAUGAUACCGUGAUAGUCCUGGCUGAAGAGCAUGGUUGUCUGGAUACUAUAAAGGAACUUCCCGAAAAUAUGAUCAGUCUUUUGAAGAAGUGCCUCACCUUCCACCCUUCCAAGAGGCCAACUCCAGAUGAAUUAAUGCAGGACAAGGUGUUCAAUGAGAUAUCGUCUCUGUACACCCCCUUCACCAAGCCGGCUGGUCUGUUUUCUUCUUCUCUCAGAUGUGCUGAUUUAACUCUGCCCGAGGAUAUCAGUCAGCUCUGUGAAGAUAUGAGCAGUGACUACCUGGCAGAAAGAUCCAUUGCAGAAGUGUAUUACCUUUGGUGUUUGGCUGGAGGUGACUUGGAGAAAGAACUUGUCAACAAGGAAAUCAUUCGAUCCAAACCUCCCAUCUGCACACUCCCCAAUUUUCUCUUUGAAGAUGGAGAAAGCUUUGGGCAAGGCCGGGAUCGGAGCUCUCUCUUAGAUGAUACGACGGUGACUCUGUCACUAUGCCAACUAAGGAAUCGACUGAAAGAUGUGGGCGGAGAAGCGUUUUAUCCACUGCUUGAAGAUGACCAGUCUAACCUGCCUCAUUCCAACAGCAGCAACGAGCUGUCGGCGGCCGCUACGCUGCCCUUGAUCAUCCGAGAGCGGGACACGGAGUACCAGCUCAACAGGAUUGUCCUCUUCGACCGGUUGCUCAAGGCUUAUCCAUAUAAAAAAAAUCAGAUCUGGAAAGAAGCACGAGUCGACGUCCCUCCUCUUCUCAGAGGCCUGACCUGGGCUGCGCUGCUGGGCGUUGAGGGGGAUAUUCAUGCCAAGUACGAUGCCAUUGAUAAAGAUACUCCAAUACCUACAGACAGACAAAUUGAAGUGGACAUUCCUCGGUGCCAUCAGUACGAUGAGCUGCUGUCGUCUCCCGAAGGUCAUGCCAAGUUCCGGCGUGUCUUAAAAGCCUGGGUCGUGUCCCACCCCGACCUGGUGUACUGGCAAGGCCUGGACUCCCUCUGUGCCCCGUUUCUCUACUUAAAUUUCAAUAAUGAAGCCUUGGCUUACGCCUGUAUGUCUGCUUUUAUCCCCAAAUACCUGUAUAACUUCUUCUUGAAAGACAACUCUCACGUAAUUCAAGAGUACCUGACCGUGUUCUCCCAGAUGAUCGCGUUUCACGAUCCCGAGCUGAGCAACCAUCUCAAUGAGAUCGGAUUUAUUCCCGAUCUCUAUGCCAUUCCCUGGUUUCUCACCAUGUUUACUCAUGUUUUCCCACUGCACAAGAUCUUCCACCUGUGGGAUACCUUGCUGCUGGGCAACUCGUCCUUCCCCUUCUGCAUCGGGGUGGCCAUCCUGCAGCAGCUGCGGGACCGGCUGCUGGCCAACGGCUUCAACGAGUGCAUCCUGCUCUUCUCUGACCUGCCAGAGAUUGACAUUGAGCGCUGUGUGCGAGAAUCCAUCAACCUGUUCUGUUGGACCCCCAAAAGUGCUACGUACCGGCAGCACGCUCAGCCCCCCAGGUCGGGCCCUGAUGGGGGUACAGGCAGGAGCUCCACCCCCUAUUUCUCCACCGAGUGUCCAGAUCCUCCAAAGACAGACCUGUCAAGAGAAUCCAUCUCCUUAAAUGACCUGAAGUCGGAGGUGUCACCCCGGAUUUCAGCAGAGGACUUGAUCGACCUGUGUGAGCUCUCGGUGACAGGACACUUCAAAACAGCCCCCAAGAAGACCAAGUCCAGUAAGCCAAAGCUCCUGGUGGUCGACAUCCGGAAUAAUGAAGACUUUAUCCGGGGCCACAUCUCCGGUAGCGUCAACAUCCCAUUCAGCUCGGCCUUCACGGCGGAGGGGGAGCUGAGCCCCAGCCCGCACGCCGCUCUGCUGCCCAGCUUCCGCGGGAAGGUCAUCGUCGUCGUGGGCCACGCGGGGCCACACAUGGCACAGUUCGCAGCUCAUCUGGUGAAGAUGAAGUACCCAAGAAUCUGCAUUCUGGACGGUGGCAUCAGCAAGCUCAAGCCCACUGGCCUCCUCACCGUGCCAUCCCCACAGAUAUGACGAGGCCAGGAUGGACCCAGAACACAGCCCAGGGGCCCAGACUCCUGCAGUGCCCUAAGGCCCCGUCAGAGACAUCUGUCCUGAUUCCGCAACAGCCAGCCUGACUGGACAUGCAUUGCCGAAAGAAUGUUCUUAACAGUGAAAUCUGACCA